Messenger RNA from Scomber japonicus (chub mackerel), 4280 nucleotides. RefSeq names its product histone deacetylase 5 (gene hdac5). Gene Ontology annotation, cellular component: histone deacetylase complex. The record is from RefSeq and is a predicted model, not a curated record. Lineage: Eukaryota; Metazoa; Chordata; Actinopteri; Scombriformes; Scombridae. Gene Ontology annotation, biological process: chromatin organization; negative regulation of transcription by RNA polymerase II. The transcript has 30 exons. Gene Ontology annotation, molecular function: histone deacetylase activity. The coding region runs from base 338 to 3799 and encodes 1153 amino acids.
AGGCGAGACGCGUCCUUCUUGUUAAAACACCAGUUUUCAUGUGAAGUAAAGGCGCAGAGAAGCUCUACGGGGCGCACACCGAGCCUCAGCGGAAACCAAAGCCGGGGGGGGAAGCGACCUCUGCGGCUAAUACUCGUUCCAGGAGGAGCCGCCGACAUCCACGGUACCGUGAGGUUUACAAAAGCUAACAUUGAAUAGACAGUGUGAUUCAUCUGCCUGCCUGUCUAUCAUCUGUCCACCAACACAUGGCUGACUCUGAGGACCCACUUUAACACUAACGCACACACACCCACAUAAAGAAGGAAGGCUUGGAGAGGGACGUCCAGGUUCAACCUUCAUGAAUUCAUCACACAGCUCAGAACCGAGCGCUGCCUCUCGUCUUGGCAUGCUGUUGCAUCCCACCGUGUCAGGAUUGUGCGCCAUGUUGCAGACCAUCUAUGAGACUGAGUCCUGUUUUUCUUCCGCCAGCACAGACAGCCACCAGCCUCUGGAGCUCCUGAGCAGCGGCAACAGGAGCUCCGGCAGCGCCAUGCCCACCGCCGUAGUGGAGGUGAAGAGCAGCCUCCCAUCAGGCAUGCAGAGCCCAGUAGGAACAGCAAGUGAGCAAAGAGGAGGAGGUGGAGAAGGUGGUGGGGGUCCAGGAGAAGGCCCUGGAGGAGGAGGAGGCCCAGUGGACCUCCGGACAGAGUCCAGGGUGGGGUCUCUUUCUGGGGGUGCGUCAGGGGUGGACACGGCCCUGAGAGAGCAGCAGCUCCAGCAGGAACUUGUGCUCCUGAAACAGCAGCAGGAACUCCAGAAACAGCUUCUUUUCGCAGAGUUCCAGAAAAAACACGAAGUACUAACACGACAACAUGAAGUCCAGCUUCAGGAGCACCUGAAGGUAUUGAGUCAGCAACAACAGGAGCUGCUGGCAGCAAAGCGGCAGCAGGAGCUCGAACAGAAGAGGAAACUGGAGCAACAAAGGCACGAAGAACAGGAGAAACAGCGACUGGAGCAACAGCUGCUGCUGCUAAGGAACAAGGAGAAAGGCAAAGAGAGUGCCAUUGCCAGUACAGAGGUGAAGCUGAAGCUGCAGGAGUUCCUUCUCAGUAAGAAAGAGCCGGGUACCUGCGGACUGAACCAUUCCUUCUCCCCAAAGUGCUGGGGAGCCCAGCACACCUCAGCAGAUCAGAGCUCUCCUCCGCAGAGUAACACCCCAGGAACACCUCCCUCCUACAAACUGCCCCCGCUGCUGGGGAACUACGAAGGCAAAGACGACUUCCCGCUCCGCAAGACGGUCUCUGAGCCCAAUCUGAAAGUGCGUUCACGGUUGAAGCAGAAGGUGGCAGAGAGGCGGAGCUCUCCACUCCUCCGAAGGAAGGAUGGCACCGUCAUCAGCACCUUUAAGAAGAGAGCCAUAGAGAUAUCAGUCUCCUCUCUCUGUAAUAGCGCUCCAGGUUCAGGUCCCAGCAGUCCCAACAGCUCCAAUUCGGCCAUUGCCAACGGCAACACGGGAUCAGUCCCCAACAUACAGACAGAGCUCCGAUCUCUCCAUCAGACACUGGGGGCUGAUGGGACAUUGAGUCCGUUGAGUCUCUACACUUCGCCGUCCUUGCCAAAUAUCUCCCUGGGCCUCCCUGCCAACACACACAUCACACCCACCCAGAAGCUGUCCAACCAGCAAGAGGCCGAGCGACAAGCCAUCCAAUCACUGCGAGGAGGUGGGGCUUUAACAGGGAAGUUUCUCUCCACAUCCUCAUUACCUGCAGGUGUGGGGCAUGAUGUGGAAACCCCGCCUCCCAGCUCUCACUCCGCCCAUUCCUCGUUAUUGCAGCACGUACUACUGCUGGAGCAGGCCAGACAACAGACUGCUAUGCUAGCUGUCCCCAUGUACAGCCAGUCGCCGCUGGUUACGGCAGAGCGAGGCGUGUCCGGUGGCAUGCGGGCCGUCAACAAGCUGCCUCGCCAUCGACCACUGGCUCGAACCCAGAGUGCACCUUUGCCCCAGUCCCCGCAGGCCCUGCAGCAGCUGGUGGUUCAGCAGCAACACCAGCACUUCCUGGAGAAACACUACAAGAUGCUAUCAAAGGGAACAGACCUCCCCAGGCCGCCACCCACUCACCCAGAGGAGACAGAGGAGGAGCUAACAGAGACCAAUGACAUGCAGGAGGACGACGAAGGGGCGGGAAUUCACAGGCUUCAGAAGGAGGGGUCUGACGACAGCACGCCCUCCUCUGAACGACUCGGUGUGCACAUGAAGGGUGACGAGGAACGCGGGGCCAUGCAAGUGAAAGGGGAGAGUACUGAGAGCGAGCUGGACGAAGAGGAAGAGGACGAUGAUGUCAUCCAACUGAGGGAGGAUGAUGACGAGAGGGGGAGCUACACGCAGGCCUUGCAGCAGCUGGGUGUGUUACAGUCGUCGUUGCCCCACAGACCUCUGGGAAGAGCGCAGUCCUCCCCUGCAGCCACCGUCAAUCCCAUCAAACACCUCUUCACCACCGGGCUCGUGUAUGACAGUCUGAUGUUGAAGCAUCAGUGUGUGUGUGGCAAUGCUCACAUCCACCCAGAGCAUGCUGGGAGAGUGCAGAGCAUCUGGUCCAGACUGCAGGAGACGGGCCUGCUGGGCCGCUGUGAGAGAAUUCGUGGGCGUAAAGCGUCUCUGGAUGAGAUCCAGUCUGUCCAUUCAGAGUUCCACACUCUGCUCUAUGGAACCAGUCCACUCAACAGACACAAACUGGACCACAAGAAGCUGCUGGGUCCAAUCAGCCAGAAGAUGUAUGCUGUUCUUCCCUGUGGAGGAAUAGGGGUGGACAGUGACACCGUGUGGAACGAGAUGCACUCGUCAGCGGCAGUGCGCAUGGCGGUCGGCUCGGUGAUUGAGCUAGCCUUCAGAGUGGCAGCGGGGGAGCUGAAGAACGGCUUUGCAGUGGUGCGUCCACCAGGUCACCAUGCUGAGGAAUCCACCGCUAUGGGGUUUUGUUUCUUCAACUCAGUCGCCAUCACUGCUAAACUUCUGCAGCAGAAACUGGGAGUGGGCAAGAUCCUCAUUGUGGAUUGGGACAUUCACCAUGGCAACGGCACCCAGCAGGCCUUCUACAGCGACCCCAACGUCCUCUACAUCUCCCUCCAUCGCUACGACGACGGGAACUUCUUUCCUGGCAGCGGAGCACCCGAGGAGGUGGGAUCGGGUGCAGGUGUUGGUUUUAAUGUUAACAUAGCGUGGACUGGAGGAGUGGAGCCCCCUAUGGGUGAUGUUGAGUACCUCACUGCCUUUAGGAGCGUGGUGAUGCCCAUCGCGCAGCAGUUCAGUCCAGACGUUGUUCUAGUGUCCGCAGGCUUCGACGCAGUAGAAGGUCAUCAGUCUCCUCUGGGAGGUUACAACGUCUCCGCCAAGUGUUUCGGUCAGCUGACGCAGCUGCUGAUGGGUCUGGCAGGUGGGCGGGUGGUUAUGGCGCUGGAGGGCGGUCACGAUCUCACCGCCAUCUGUGACGCAUCGGAGGCCUGCGUCUCGGCGCUACUAGGAGACCCGUGUGACUCUAUGUUUCAGUGGCCUCAGGAGAAGCCCUGUCCCAAAGCCUGCUCCUCACUGGAGAGAGUCAUAGAGAUCCAGAGUAAACACUGGUCGUGUCUCCAGACGAGCGGCCACUCGCUAUUGGACAGCCCCCUGGGUGCUCAGGGCCAAUCAGAGAAGGACGAGGCAGAAACGGUCAGCGCCAUGGCGUCCCUGAGCGUUGACGUCGAUCAGCCUGGCUCUGUCCCUGACAACACGGAAACCAGCAGGUCCACAGAGGAGCCAAUGGAAGAAGAGCCUAUACUGUAGGAGGAGCUCAAACAAGAAGCACACAAGAACUCCACAUUCACCUCCUUCUGGCACCUCCUCUUCCUCUUCCUUUUCCUCUUCCUCCGCGGAGUGUGCGUCGGGACACACACGCCACGCUCGCACACACACUCACGUUCACACAGGGUGGAAGCGAGGACUCCGAUUGGCUGAGGAGAACAUUCUAGAGGCAGGAGAAGGCGGGGGGGCCCAUGACGGCGUUUCUUUUUCUACCGGUUCAUCGGCCUCGAGGAGGAGCAGACGACUUGUUAGCAUCUCCGUGGCAACCAGAGGAGCAGGUGGUGGUGGUGGUGGUGGUGGGGGGGGAUCAGCAUGGAUACACCUCAAGUGAAACUAUAACUGUGGCUCGAGCCCGUCCUCUCUUUUCCUCUCUCGCACACAGCACCACUGAAUUGUUUCCGUCCACCCCCCUGCCCGUCAUCCUUCUGUCAUUUCAUUUUAUCUCCACUCCUCUGCCCCCCUC